UGUCUUUUAUUGUAAUAAUGGCCGCGAGUUUAAUAUUUUGUGAAUUUUUUGGAAGCUUUUGGGUUGGUGUUUCAGGAAUACGUGCUCAGUCACCUGCAACAAAUGAACAACCAUGGGCCUCCAUCCUAUACACAGCUGUAGUGAAGGGAAAAGUGGCAUUACCGUGCGAUAUAUCACCUCCCUCAGUAGACGAUGGUGUUGCUCUAAUUCUGUGGUACAAGGACGAAGCUCCAUCUCCUAUAUAUACACUUGAUGCCAGGCAAGGAACUCUUGAGCAAGCAAGGCAAUCUGCAGUUUCUAUUUUAGAUCAUAGAGCCUAUUUUAAUAUGAUUAACAGGCCUGCCUUUCUACAAUUGGAUCCAGUACAAGAAGAAGACGCCGGUGAAUACCGGUGUAGAGUGGACUUUCAUAAAGCAAGAACAGUGAACACAGUUAUUACGCUGAAAGUUAUAGUGCCACCAACGGAGCCUAUCAUAUAUGAUGAUGAAAGGAGAAAAGUAAAAGGAAUUAUAGGUCCAUAUAAUGAAGGAGAAUCUCUGAAAAUUCUCUGUGAAUCAGAUGGAGGAAAGCCAAGACCAGCUGUCACAUGGUGGAGAGACUACGCACUGCUUGACGAUACUUAUACAUUCGUUACUGGAGAUAAUUCUGUCCGAAACGAAUUGGAAAUCGAAGAGCUCCACAGGAAUGACUUACUGGCCGUACUUCAGUGUCAAGCUUCCAAUAACAAUAUUACAGUUCCAGCAUCGGCAUCAGUUACUUUGGACUUGAACCUGAAACCAUUGAUAGUACGAGUUGAUCAACACAAGCGUCCAUUAUCUGCUGAGAAGGAAGCCGAAAUAAAGUGCACAACGAGUGGAUCUCGCCCACCUGCAGUCAUCACGUGGUGGAAGGGAAACAAAGAACUGAAGACGGGAAAAAUUGACAGCCAGACUGGAGAUGUGACAACAAGUAUCCUCCGAUUUGUCCCUUACGUGGAGGACAACGGAAAAUACUUUGCUUGUCGAGCUCACAAUCCAGUCAUCCCAGGGAGUGCGAAGGAAGAAGGAUGGAAUCUGGAAGUCUUUUAUGCACCUCAAGUGACUCUUCAAUUAGGCAGCACAUUCCGUCAAGGUGAAGUGAAAGAAGGAAACGAUGUAUUUUUCGAAUGCAACAUCAGAGCGAACCCCUGGGUUACAGAAAUAUCUUGGUUCUUCGAAGGCAGAGAAUUGCGCACGAAUACCUCAGCUGGAAUCAUCAUUAGUAAUCAGACAUUGGUGUUACAAAAUGUUAAUCAAACAAGUCGAGGUAACUACCAUUGUUCUGCUACCAAUGCUGAUGGUACUGGAGCAAGCAACGAGGUGUUUCUAAGAGUAAAGUAUUCACCUGUUUGCAGUCCAGGCCUUAGAAGAGUCUAUGGUGUAGGGCGACAUGAAACAGUGCGGGUGCUGUGCGAACUAGAUUCUGAUCCGGCAGACCUUGAAUUUCACUGGAGGUUUAAUGUAUCUGAGCGCAGUCUAGACAUAGCAAGUUUUACAGCAAGUGGCCGAGAAAGUAUUGCUUCAUACAUACCACACAGCGAUGACGAAUACGGGACUCUUUCUUGUUGGGCAACAAACGAAGUGGGAUGGCAAAAAGAACCAUGCAUGUUUUCUAUUGUACCAGCUGGACCACCAGAACCGCUGCAAAAUUGCACUGUUGUAAAUCACACAGAAAAUUCAAUUCAGGUAGAAUGUGUCGAAGGUUACAACGGAGGCCUACCUCAAGUUUUUACCAUAGAAGUCUAUGAUGUGGAAAUGGGCAAACUCCGCUCUAAUGUAACACUUGCCCAGCCUGCAUUUGUGAUACAAGGACUGCCUAGCAGUACAUCGCUGACAUUGGUCGUAUAUUCCAGCAACGGCAAAGGUCGAAGUUCUCCAUUUACCUUGUCUGCUGUCACUUUGCAAAGAGCGGAAAAGUUAACUGGUAUGCAAGGAAUUAUAAUUUUUCGCCCUGUUUUGGGAUUACUUAUUGGAGUCGUUGUUUCUUUGGUCAUCAUAGCCAUUGUCAUAGUUAUUUCCAUAAAACUCAAAAGAAGAAGAAAACACAAAGAUUGUCAAGGCGUUGUAGGGAUCACAGAUAAAUCACAGACGCCUUUAAAGAAAGAUACAGAUGACAUGCCAGAUGGAGAAGAAAAAGGGCCGGAUAUCAUUCCAGCAAAUAUAAUAAAUCGAGCUUAUUACACAGAAGACCCAAAGGAAAGUUCGCCAUCUGGUAGUGCAAUGGCAAGCAGGAGGUGGCCCGAAUCUCCACCUCUUGAAACGUUAGAAACUUCUUUAUCAACAUCUACGUAUAGAAAGCAUCCUGAUGAAAUAACGUACGUUGAGUUGUCUUUACCGAAGGAACAUCACAGUGUUACGACGGUUCGUCGGAAAGACCCACCUACCGAGUAUGCCAACAUAGACCUCCACAGUCACUUGCACUUGCAGACGAUUGUCAUUGAAAGGGAGGAGGAGGAAGACAUAGGGAAUAACACAUGUGAAACACCCCUCAUGAACAGCAGACGAGAAAGUGCUGUUUGAAACGAGACUAUUUUAUAAUUAUUUAAAAUGUGAAUCAGUUGAUUGGGAGUGAAUUACUCGGGAAUACAUUUAUCAAGAAGGACACCAAUUGUACGUUUGGAUAAAACAUUUCCUCUGUGAUUCUUUUUGAAAAUCCCUUUCGAGCAGUUAUUGAAGCUCAGGAUAUGGAUUUAGAUCAUUGUCUUGAAUGUGAAACAGCAGUCGUUGAGGUUGGUGAUAUUUGUAACGAUACAAUCAAAUGUUUGAAUGAAAUCAGAAAAUUCGUUUUUUCCUAAAACUAAAAAUAAGUUAUGUAAACUGUCUUCUCUCUUACACGUCUGAGAGUGUACUGCUAUAUCGUUCACCACAAUAUUUGGAUAAUACUAGA
Uloborus diversus is the source of this 2904-nucleotide messenger RNA. RefSeq names its product neural cell adhesion molecule 2-like. Gene Ontology annotation, molecular function: protein binding. The record is from RefSeq and is a predicted model, not a curated record. The transcript has 13 exons. Bases 18 to 2537 code for a protein of 839 amino acids. Lineage: Eukaryota; Metazoa; Arthropoda; Arachnida; Araneae; Uloboridae.